Molecule: messenger RNA, 495 nt
Organism: Closterium sp. Naga37s-1
Lineage: Eukaryota; Viridiplantae; Streptophyta; Zygnematophyceae; Desmidiales; Closteriaceae
Source: the annotation of a GenBank genome assembly
AUGUGUGGGUGUCGGUUCCGCAGGUGGGCGAUCUUGACGGGGAGAAGGGGUCUGGGUAAGGUGGUGUUGGGUGCGGUGCUGCUGGGUAGGGUGGUGGGGAGAAUAGUGGCGGUAGCGGCACUGGUGGAAUCAGCAUUGGUGGAAGCAGUUGUCAUUGAACUGGUGGUGCUGCUGUGGUCAGAGCUCGCACUGGCAGCGAUAGCAGCGUCAUUCGCACAUGCAGCAGCAGCAGCAGCAGCAGCAGCAGCAGCAGCAGCAGCAGCAGCAGCAGGUACAGUAGUAGUAGCAGGAGUAUAUACAUUGCUGGCCGUAACCUUGCCACUGGAGCUCGAGCCGGUUACUGCCUCAGAAGGAGACAGAGAAGCUUCAGACACGGAGGCGAGAGGAGUCGAGGCCGGUCACCCCAUUCCUCGCUCUCCUCCACUUCCUCCCCGCGACCCCCUACGCUCUGGAGCGGAGCCGGGGCGCGCACGUUCCUCGUGCAGCCAAGAUUGA